Molecule: messenger RNA, 3719 nt
Organism: Poecilia latipinna (sailfin molly)
Lineage: Eukaryota; Metazoa; Chordata; Actinopteri; Cyprinodontiformes; Poeciliidae
Product: rab GTPase-activating protein 1-like, isoform 10
Exons: 8
Coding region: 2492-3520 (342 amino acids)
Source: RefSeq, a predicted model, not a curated record
CCCUUUUUAUUUUUUUUUUCUUUUUUUUUCCUUUUUUUUUUUUUUUUUUUUUUUGUUUUGUUUUUUCCUGUCAGAAAAAUUGCGGUACUGUAAGUAGGAACAGAAAAUUUAUAUUUAGAGAUGGAAAAAAAAUUAUGAUAAACAAUUUUGUGCUCAGAUAAACAAAUAUACCGCUGCCAAGACGUCUAUUUAAGAAACGUUAUUUAGUCACAAACAAGUGAUUUGCACAAGUAUUCAUGGUCCGUUAACAUCUUCACAUUUUGUCACAACUUUCCUGUCAGUUUCGGGGUUUUGUGCCGUAGACCAACACAAAGCAGAGCGAAAAAGCGAAAGAAAGAAAAAGCAAACAAAGGUUUUACUAUUAAAAACGUGAGAAAUGUCACAUGCAUUUUUCAUAAGCCCCCGCAGUCACUCCCAUUUUUGUCUUAAAGAAAAUUUCAAUCAGUUUUAUUCUUCCAAACUUUUUUGGGUUCCCCCCCCCCCCUUUUAUUUUUUUAUUACAAAAUAACUUAAAUUCUGUCAAACUAGGUGGAUAACAUAAGUCCACAUCCGCACCCCCAAAGAUUAUCAGUUUGAUUUAGGUUCAGGCUUUGACUAGGUCAUUCUAACACACAAUUAUUCUUUGAUCCAAACCGUUCAUUUAGCUCUGGCUGUGUCUUUAUCCAGGUGGAAGGUGAAACAUCUUCUCCAGUUUCGAGUGUUGCGCAGCUUUUAAAACGUUUUUCUUCCAGGGUCGCCUCGUGUUUAGCACCAUUCAUUUCCUGAGCAGGCACCACCUCAGCAUGAUGCUGUCACCACCAUGUUUCACUGUUGGGGUUUCUUCCACACUUCCUGAAUUCAGAAGAUUUUACUUCAGGGUAGCAGAGUAAAGGGGAAUGAGUGCAUAUAAGCAUUUUUCUUUGUAAAAUACUCGCGUUGGACUGCUCCACAAAACCUCAACAAAAUACAAAUGUGGAAAAAUUUCCAUGUGAAUGAAAGCGUUUUUUUUUGUUUGUUUUGUUUUUCUUUAAGGCGCCGGCCUCCUGUUGCAUCACGUUGUCAACGCAGAGCUUUUCAAUUUGCCGUUUCAAAUGCGCUUUUGUAUUUCCAUGAUUCAGCACAAUGUCAUUCUUUUCUCUGGCAGAUGAAGCUCUGAGCUUUUGUUCAUCAGUUUGCUCUUAUUUUCAGAUUUCUCUGAUUUCUUUUCAGCGGUAUUGAGUUAUCUUUUGGUUCACCCUGUUAGAGUGAGAAAACCCAUCACCUCUUCACACCUUUUUAUUACCAUUACUAUUAUUAUUAUUAUUAUUUUGAGGAGAAAAUAAAUGUUUAUAUGUCUCCCUUGGCUUUUUUUUCCUUUUGUGUGUGCAUCUUUUCCUACUGUGACUCAGAGGGGGCAAGACACAAUGUGUUGAAGUCACAGCUUCAGUGGAGAAAUAUUUAUAUACACAAAUUGACCACAAAGGUAUAAACAUGUGAAAAAAGAACAAAAAAUAAAACAGUAAACUCAAACACAGAAGUGAAAAUCAAUAAGAGAAGUGAGACUUUGGGGGGAGUAACAGUGGCUUUGUCCUGGAGAGAAAUGACAAAACGACAGACUUCACAGUCAAAUGGAGAAAUUAAAGAGAAACUCGCGUUAAGGUGGGACUUUGCAGCAUGCAGGAUGAAAGUGUUGGGGUGCGUACAGGUGGCGUGGCAGAGACUUCCCUGUUGUUCUGCGUCGGUAUGCGUCGCCCUACCUGCUGGGCCUGUUUGCUCUCCGGUCUGGUCGCUCGGCCCAUGACUAUAAUAGAGCUACUGCACCAACACCCCCCGGGAAAAAUAUCACAGAUGCCACAUCAUUUACUUCUUACACGCAUGGCAGGUUUGACUCGACAAGUCUAGCAGGUUCACGCGGCAUCGUGUCAGAGUGUGAAUAAAAUAAGGGGGUAAAAAAAACAAAGUGCAUGUGAAAAACAACAACAAAAAACUGUUUCCUCUUUAAACCUAUAUAAAUGAUUUUUAAACCAUUUAACUCGGCUAAAUGGACACUUGCAGGUCGUAAACAGCUGGAUUUGUGCGUCAGAGAAGAGGACAGGUGAGAUAAGAAAUGUAAACACAACCGUGGGCGUGUCCAAGGCUGUCUUUCCUUUCACACUCUCAGGUCGUAUAUAAUCCCUGCUGAACCUGGUGCUGCCCACACACACUGUGACACACACUUCACCUGUCUGGUGUUGCUGUGGGAAGAUUUCUCACCUUUAGACUGCAAACAAAGUUUCUUUCCUUCCGGGAGUCGUGAACUUCAACCUCACCUCUGGCCUUUUAAGAUCUUUUGUGUGUGUGUGUGUGUGUGGACGGCUGUGUCUUCAGAGCGAGUUAAAGCGGCGGGGUCAGAAUCGUUUUGAACUUGCUUCACACCUCUCCAGUCACUCUCCUGCUGCUGCAGGUGGACGUUCUUGGCUUUUCUGGUUUUGAAUCUUGGGCUUCACAUAUAAGCGCUGUGACUGUUGGGGUCUGUUUCGGAAAUCCGGGCGCGAUGAUGCAGGAGGUGUCCAUGGUGACGGCCUACGACGCCAGCGCUAUAGAGCAGAUGAGUGAAGAGGAGAUCCUCGCCUGUCUGGUCGCUGACACAGGGCCUACGUUCAAUGUCCCCACAAAGAAAGUGAAACUCGGGGAAAGUCGUCUUCAGAUCAUGGACGAUGACCCUGUGGACAAAUACUUGAAAGAAAACCGUCAGCUCCAGCAGGCCAGCCUUCGCCUGGAGCAGGAAAACGAUAGCUUGGCGCACAGACUAAUCACCAGCAAGGUUGCUUUGAGGAACUCUCUAGACGAGGCAGAAGACAGAGUAGACGAGCUAACCAAAGAGCUCCUUAAGAUCCAACAUCGACUGCAGGCAACUGAAGACGAGAAAAGAGGCAAAGAGGAAGAAGCUGCCAUGCUGAAGGAAGUGUUUCGGAGAGAGCUGGAGAGGGCUGAGCAGGAGAUUAAAAGAUCGUCCGGUAUCAUCUCCGACUACAAACAGAUCUGCUCUCAGCUGACGUCGCGUCUGGAGAGACAGGAAGCCGCCCACAGAGAAGAGUUGGAUGCACUCAAGAGCACAAUAGCGGCUUGUUCCCAGUGUCGACACGUUGCAGAAUCGAUCCCCACAGGCCACAGCGCUGACACACCAGUGCAUGUGGAGGCCGAACCGGGCGGGCGGGAGUCCGACGUAAGCCCCCGACAGGAAGACGGGAACGGGAAGGACCAGGAGAAGGAGUCUCUGAAGGCCCAGAUCAGAGAGCUGGAGAGGGAGCUGGUCCAGACCAAGCUGCAGGUGGUGGAGGCCAACUGCAAGAUUCAGGAGCUGGAGCACCAGAAGGGAGUCCUAGCCAACGAUCUCCAGGAAGCAAAAAACAACUGGAUCAGCAAGGCCUUGACGUCGCUGCGGACCACCGGGGCGGGGGGACACCAUGGCAUUGCCAUGCACCGAGAGGGCCUCCCCACCCUGAACUGGAACCUCCACAGCUCCUCCAUCUCAGGAUGGACUCCUAAGAAACUGUCAUGGCCUCACAAAGACAAUACAUAAAACGUUUGAAUGGCUGGAGUGCGUGUGUGCGCCGAUAACAUUCAUCUGGACGGAGAAGUACCUGAGAGUACAGGCGAUGAUGUCACAGGGUCUUUCUAUCGUUUUAAACGAACUGUAGCUUGUAAAUAUUCGUAUGUUUUCUUUAUCUAAUGUCAAAUACAUUAAUAAAAUGUUUGUGACCUCCUUACUGUGACGUAAA